This is a messenger RNA of Onychomys torridus (southern grasshopper mouse), 2336 nucleotides long. RefSeq names its product zinc finger protein OZF-like. NCBI's taxonomy places the organism in Eukaryota, Metazoa, Chordata, Mammalia, Rodentia, Cricetidae. Bases 135 to 1790 code for a protein of 551 amino acids. The transcript has 4 exons. The record is from RefSeq and is a predicted model, not a curated record. Gene Ontology annotation, biological process: regulation of DNA-templated transcription.
CGUGCAUCCUGGAAGCCUUUUUUUAUGCUUCGCUUAAGAUUCUUGUUAGGACUUGUUUUGCGCCACUGUGCGUAUUGCAGAGUACAGUCCUCUUUUUAAGAGGGCAGCUCCUAAAGACACAUCAGAAGUAUGAAAUGGAGCCAGUGACCUUUGAGGAUGUGGCUGUGAACUUCACCCUAGGAGAGUGGGCUUUGUUGGAUUCCAGUCAAAAGAAGCUCUACAGAGAUGUGAUGAAGGAAAUAUUUUUGAACUUGAUCUCCAUAGGGAAAGCACUAGAAGAAAAUAUUGAAGAGGACUAUAAAAAUUUCAGCAGAAAUCUGGGAACCCAGAUGGUUGAGAAAGACUGUGGCCAUGAAUUUGACAGUCAACACAAUGAAAACCAGGAGCCUGUUCCAGAGAACAUGGUCAAUAAAGAUACGUCUCUUGCAAUAAGAGUUCAUGAAAGUCCAUUGUAUGUAAGAAAUGUCAUUGGUCUUUUAUCCUCAGAUGGGUAUCUCCAUGACCAAACUAGAGGGAAAUGGUCUGAAUAUAUGGAAGCUGUAGCGAAAGCUUUUGCAUAUCAGAAACACUGGAAAUAUAUCACUCAUUCUGAAUCACUUCAGGUACUUGAAAGUUCUCCCAAAGAGAAACUCUGUAAAAAUCAGCAAUGUAAUGAAGCCUGUAGGAAUCUCCCUUUUGGUCAGCCUCAGGAGAGAACUUACACUGGAGAUAAACUCAAUAAAAACAUCUUAAGGAGAUACACAUAUGACCGGAAUUAUGAAGGAAUCCAUAAAGAAAUGAAAGCAUUUGUAUGUAAGCUCUGUAAAGAAUCCUUUAUUGAUUCCAGUGACCUUAUCAACCAUGAAAAAAGUUGUAUUGUAGAGAAAAGGUACAUUUGUAAGCAAUGUGGGAAAAUAUUUAAAGAUGCAAAAUGCUUUGAGAAACAUAGAGUAACUCACAAAGGAAAGAAGCCUUAUACUUGUAAGUAUUGUGGGAAAGUCUUCACCAGUUCUGCUUAUUGUAACAUUCAUGAAAGGAUUCAUACUGGAGAGAAGCCUUAUGCAUGUAUGCAUUGUGGAACAACAUUUAGCCGCUCCAGUCAUCUGAACCUUCAUGAAAGGAGUCACACUGGAGUGAAGCCUUAUGCAUGUAAGCAUUGUGGAAAAACCUUCAGCAGCUCUGGUAGUCGUAACAGACAUGAAAGGAGUCACACUGGAGAGAAGCCUUAUGCAUGUAAGCAUUGUGGAAAAACCUUUUCAUGCUCCUCUCAUCUGCACAUUCAUGAAAGGAGUCACACUGGAGAGAAGCCUUAUGUGUGUAAGCAUUGUUCAAAAACCUUCACCCAAUCUGGUCAUCUGAAUCUUCAUGAAAGGACUCAUACUGGAGAGAAGCCUUAUACAUGUAAGCAUUGUGGAAAAGGCUUUUCCUCCUCCAGUCAUCUGAACAUUCAUGAAAAGACUCACACUGGAGAAAAACUGUAUGCAUGUAAGCAUUGUGGAAAAGCCUUUAUCCAAUCUAGGCAUAUGAUUCUUCAUGAAAGGAGUCACACUGGAGAGAAGCCUUAUGCAUGUAAGCAUUGUGCAAAAACCUUCACCCAAUCCAGUCAUCUGAAUCUUCAUGAAAGGACUCAUACUGGAGAGAAGCCUUAUUCAUGUAAGCAUUGUGGAAAAGCCUUUAUCCAAUCCAGGCAUAUGAUUCUUCAUGAAAGAAGUCACACUGGAGAGAAGCCUUAUGCAUGUAGGCAUUGUGGAAAGGCCUUCAGUGACUCCAGUAGUCGUAAUAGACAUGAAAGGAGUCACACUAGUCAGUAGCCUAAAGCUUGUAAGCAUUGUGGGAAAGUCUUCACUAGUUCCAGUUGGCACAAGAGUCAUAAAAACAUUCACACUGGAGAGAAACCUUUCAUUUGUGAACAUUUAGCAAAGUGUUUCUUUGCUCUUUUUACUUUAUCAAGCAUCAAAAAAAUCUCACAUUGAAAAGGAACGUUAAUCAAUUUUUAGCAUUGUGAGAACGUUUUCACCACCUCCAGUUUCUGUAACCUUCAUGCAAGCAUUUACACUGGAAAGAAGUUUAGUGCAUGUCAGCAUUGUGUAAAGUAAUCACCAGAUCCUGUUGCGAUAAUGUUCUCUAGAAUUCACCCUGAAGACAACGAUUACAUAUGUAACCAUGUGGAAAAGGUUUAAACAUUUAUAGUCCUAUUAUACUAAAAAAAAUUUUUCCACUGGUGAAAGCUUUUAUUUUUAUAGUAAACGUGGGAAAUAAUUUAUAGUUUUUAUAAACCUUUUCCUUUUAAGGGGUAUGUUCCUGUAUUUCUGUGUUUUAUAUCUCUACAUAAACCCAUAAUGAUCUCACAUUGAAAA